Messenger RNA from Gastrolobium bilobum, 1605 nucleotides. RefSeq lists its product as uncharacterized. NCBI's taxonomy places the organism in Eukaryota, Viridiplantae, Streptophyta, Magnoliopsida, Fabales, Fabaceae. The coding region runs from base 1 to 1605 and encodes 534 amino acids. The record is from RefSeq and is a predicted model, not a curated record. The transcript has a single exon.
AUGGCUAUAGCUAAUCAAGUUCAUCUACCUGAGUAUUUGACAAAUCCGACACAUCCUUAUUACCUGCAUCCAAAUGAGAGUCCAUCGCAGAUUUUGGUGACUCCUCCUCUGAAUGGACGUAAUUUCCAUCCAUGGUCACGUGCGAUGACAAUGGCACUCAGAUCCAAGAAUAAACUUGGAUUCAUCAACGAAAAUCAACAUGUUCCUAAUGAUGAAGAUCCUGAAUAUGAAGCUUGGGAUCGCUGCAACACCAUAGUUUUGGGAUGGAUACAUAGAUCCAUUACUCAGAACAUUGCUCAAUCCAUACUUUGGAUAGAGAAAGCUUCGAGCGCAUGGAAGGAUUUACAUGACAGAUUCUCACAGACAGAUAUGUUUCGAAUCUCAUAUCUUCAAGAGGACAUCUACAAAUUAUUUCAAGGAGAUAAAUCUGUAAGUGAUUACUUUACUCAGUUGAAAACCAUGUGGGAUGAAUUGAAUAAUUUGAAGCCACUUCCCAAUCCUACUGUUCCCUGUGUUUGUGGAACUGUUGAACAAAUGCGUCUCUAUCGAGACAGAGACCAAACUAUAAGAUUUCUGAAAGGAUUAAAUGAGCAAUUUGCUCAAGUACGGUCACAAAUUAUGCUAGUUGAGCCACUUCCAAAUGUUACAAAGGCUUUUUCUUUGAUUUCUCAGCAAGAACGUCAAUUUUUGUCUGAAAACAACAUGAAUUUUUCAAAUAAUUCUCAAGUUAUGGCCACUUUUGGAGAACAACAAAAUAACAGAAGAGCUAGUGGAUAUUUUAAUGGUGGAAGGUCAUAUAGAGGACGCGGACGUAGUAAUUUUGGUAGAGGAUCACACAUAUCAAAGUUCUGUACUCAUUGCAACAGACCUCAUCAUACUGUUGAGUCAUGCUAUCUUCUUCAUGGAUUCCCACCUGGAUAUAAAAGGAGCAAUCCGGUUCAUAAUUCUGCUGCUGUAGCACAUACUGAUAUGGGGAAUCAUGAGUCAUCUAUACAGUCACAGUCUUCCAUAACUAUGACUCAAGAUCAGUAUAAUCACAUUCUUGAUUUGCUGCAAAAUUCUAAUACAAUGCAGUCCUCACAGAACCAACAUUCCAUCAAUGCAGCAAAUUCUAGCCAUCCAAUGGCUGAUAAUGCUCAAACAGGUAACAUGAGCGUUGAGUGGGUAAUUGACACAGGUGCCACAGACCACAUUACUCACACCUUGUCACAAUUUUCAACUUUUCACAAAAUCAAACCAAUUUCUAUUCACUUGCCGAAUGGUUCAACUGUUGCUUCAUCAAUUUGUGGAACAGUAAAUAUCACCUCAUCACUCAUUCUUACUGAUGUUCUUUAUGUUCCUAGUUUCCAUAUUAACCUUCUGUCUGUCACAAAAUUGUUGAGUUCAUUACCUUAUACCAUUACCUUUAACGAAUCUGUUUGUGUCAUACAUGAGAGAAGGUCAAGUUGCCUAAUGACGAUUGGUUCUGCUAGACGAAGGAAUGGACUAUAUGUGAUGAUCAGUAAUGCAAACAAGACAGUAGCUCACACAAAUACCUCACCUUGUAAUAAAACCAGUCAAAAUGAUGUUUGUUAUUUGGCACCAAAGAUUAGGUCAUAUCUCUAA